This is a messenger RNA of Caenorhabditis auriculariae, 3675 nucleotides long. Lineage: Eukaryota; Metazoa; Nematoda; Chromadorea; Rhabditida; Rhabditidae. The record is from the annotation of a GenBank genome assembly.
AUGUCGCGGUCAGUGUGGCGUAAUUUGAGCGCGGCCCCAUACGGCUUGGCCGCCUUUGGUCAGAUUUGUUUACAAAUCAUUUGGAUUUCACUCUGUAAUAAAAAGAGGAGAGAAAGGAUUGCUUUUGCUGAUAAAGUUAGCCAUAAAGUUGCGUGCAAGCUUUUCGCGAUUUUAUACAAGUUUUUGUGAUUGAUUUUUAUUUAUUUAAAAAAAAACAUUUUAUUUUUUCUUAGAUUUUAAGAGAGUGAAAGAAAGUACUUGCUUUCAAAAAAUUGCUAAAAAUUAGCCAUAAGUAGGGACCGCAACCGAAUUUUCAAAAAAAUGUUUGAGCUUCAAUGUUACUCUAGUUGAAUAGCUGCUCCAAUUUACUAUGCAAAACAGUUUAGUUUUUAAAAAAAGGUUGAAAACAAGCAAAGUUAUUGUCAAAACAGUAGUGAAAAAAGUCGCGAAAUUUAGUACUGAAAGUUUAGAUUUUACACUUUUGGUCGUUCAUUGUGUUUUCAUACCGGAUUUAAAUUUUUUUUAGUAGUUUAAUUAGGUUUUCAAAGUCAUAAUAAGUCAUUAAAACAGUAUCAAACCACAAGUUUGAAGAGAAAAGCUAUUUUUUCAUGGAAAUUAAUAAAAAUGGCCGCUGCGAGGAUCGAACUCGCGAUAUCAAAACUGUAUGCAAGCGCACUUGCGCUGCUCCAAGUACAUCUCGGAGAUGGGAGGCGAUCGCGCUAUACAGCACUUCACCUCAAAGUACAGCAUUUACCGACUAUCUUGUUUAAAAAAAGUUAUGAUAGUUGAACAAUUAUUAGUCACGUGUGUUCGGACCACCUAAAAAUAAUUUAUUCAUAAAGAUUCAAUUCAAAAUACCUCCCUUUUUCGGCGUUUUUUUUGUUAUUUUUUUAACGUUGGCUCCAAGUUAACAAUAAUUAAACUUUUUAGGCACCGCUAAAAAUUUUUUUAUUUUAUUUUUUUAAAUGAUUGAAAAAUUGAGAUACGCUAAUAUUUAAGAAAUAAAAAAAGGCGCCAACGACAUCUGACCAUGCUAAAAUGAAUUUCGAAAUUUUCCCUGUCUUUUUUUUCUCAGAAAACAAAGUUUUCGGAAUAAGGUUUAUACUAAUAAAGUUUUAGUUACAAUUUAAUGCACAAGUUAAAAUAAAAAUUUUUUAUUUACACGCCCUCGAAACCGAGUACAAAAUUUUCAACUUUGCUCGUCCUCACGAAAAUUAGGCACCGUAAAAAUUUUAAUUUUUUUGUCUUAAAAGAUUUGUUUUUCAAUUAAAAAUCGAAUUCGAAAAUAAAAAAAGACGCCAACGACAUCGAACUAGGUUAAAAACCCGAAGAACAAAAGUAGUUUUGGUUUUUCGUACGACACUCCGCUGAAACGCUACGGAAAUCGGGGGAAAAAUAUAUCAGAUUGAAGAGGAAGGUUUUCUUUAUGUUUCCACAAAUUUUCUCUGUGUUUGGUUCAGUAUUGUGAUUUUACGAAAACAUCAAACACAAAAUCUAAAAAACCAGUGCAUUUCACCAUCGAAAAAAGGGGCCUGGCUUUGCGGACUCUAGCCAUAAGUCGCGUAAGCUGUGUGAAGAGAACUCUUUGUGAUUUUUUAAAAUUAUAGAACUGAAAACUUGUAUAUUCUUUCAUUUAUGAAUCGAUUUCAGAGAGACCAUUUGAGCGCAAUAAAAAAGUUUCUUCCGUUCAUCCAUAAUUAUACACGGGCAGUCUUUUUGACAUGCGCCACUACUUCCUCCCGCAAUUUUUUUUUUGAAAAGGUCCCCUACUAGCCUUAGGAAAGAUUCAUAUUUCUGAUAAGAAGAUACCCUAGGAGAAUACCUGGGUAGUAGCUGUCGGAAAUAAAAUGUUAGUGCCCUUGUAUGGCCAUAUGCGCAUGAAGUUUUUACGUAAUGUAUCAUCUAAAAUUUCAUUGGGAAUUUCGUCCAGAAAAACUCCCAAAACUAUGUAAAUUUUUCUUUUACUGACUAUGAGACUGUGAAAUUGAUCAUCGUUGUAAAACAUAGAAAAAAAAACAUUGCGUUCCUCAUCGCCAAGGCUCCCUUGUGAUAAGAGCCUCUUUGCUCAGUGUCCUUGGACGCCUUACACUUUUUUCGUUGAGAAUUUGAACUCGUACGAUUCUUGUGACAAAAAAAGAGAAAAGUUGCCGAGAAUUGAGAUGUAUGGAGAAAAACUUUGAACUAAGGAAAAAAAAAUCGUUCAUGCCUAUUUGCCCACUAGUUGUAAUUAAACGGUCGAACUGGACUAUUUCGAUGGUGCCGAGUCCGAAAUUUAAAAAGCAUUUUUUCCAAUCACUUUAAUUUAAGAAAAAAAUCGCUUUGCCAAUCAAUUGAAACUUACAAAAAUUUAUUUUUUUGAUUUAUUUAUUUUUUUUACAUGAAUGUUCGUUUUUUUUAGGGUUAAAAUAGGGUUAAAAAAACGAGUUUUUUUUUGAUGUGUUCUGUGAAAGUCAAUUGUCUCAUCAAUUGUUUUCCUGAAGAUGUCAGUUUCCGCCCCUCUCUGACCGUCAAGUUUUGGCUUCAAAUUGACAGUUCUCGGAUAUAUUUAUCAAAUGAGUUAGGGAAUUACGUGGAGUCGGUUCAAAUAAUUUGCAAAUAAUGUCUACCAAGUUUUUAGUUGGAUUUUUGAUGAAAUUCGUUGAAAUUCAUAUAUAAAGGCAUAGGGGCAGUAAAAAAAGGUGUUUCACUUCAAAGCAUUACUUUGUAGAGCUUUUCAUUGCGAAUCGAACGGUGAACUUGAAAACGUACCGAACUUCCUAGUUUUGGAGAAAAAGUAAUUCAAAGUCAGAGAGAAAAAAGUUUGAGUUCCCGCCAAAAAGGGCGUUUUGCAUUAAAGUCGCUCUAUGGACAACAGGUACCGCCAUUUUUCGGAUUCUCGCUUUUUUCUUCGUUUCUUUCAAUGUUCAAUUUUUUCUGUCGUCACCAAAGUUCUUUUUUUCACGAAAACGUUCUAUUCAAACUUUAAUCGCAAAAAUGCUUCUCUGGUGAAAAAUGAUGAUUUUACAUUGGUUUCGAUUUGGAUUGCGACAUUUUGUGUUCUCUAUUUAACGGUGUAUUUUAUUUGUUUGAUUAAAUGUUUUUUCAGAGAAAAAACCAUUGAUUUGAAGCAGAUAUCCGGUUAUUUUUCACAAAAUGCGAGUCUAAUGAGACGUCCGCAACAUCGCGUGCACAGCUACUGUAAUCAGCUGUCCGAGCACUGAUCCAAAGCAUAUUUCAAAUUAAAAGGCGGGAAAGUAAAAUCGCGUUUUUCUUCUACAGUUGUCACAUUUGUAAUUUUUUUGAUAGCACAGCUCGUUUCGCAAUAAAAAACUAUAUAAGAUACUGCUUUCACCUGAAACCCCGUUUUUUUACUGCCCCUACGCCACUGAAGAUUUUCUUCUUGGAAUUGAACUAAGAAUCAUUAUUUCGAAGAAGUUUCUCUAGAAAGAUAGAAAUGAUGAAAAUCAAUAAUUUUGUUUUUCAGGUUGGAGAGCUUUUGCAGAGAAAGAAAACGGGGAAACGGACAAGUCGAUAGUGGUGUUCAAGUGCGAAAAGCCGCUGCCUAAGAAUUUUGAGGUAUUUUUGUCGAUGAAAUGACAAAAAUCAGAUAUUUUCUAGCCUUUCAAUAUUGACCGCUACCUGGCUGAGAAGAUUCUCAAGGAGCUCGACAUUGACCCAAAAUAUGCGAUUUUUUAG